GUGCUCUGAUGGGGAAUCGAACUUCGAUCUCCUGAGUCUUAGGUCGAUGCUCAACCACUGAACCACACCAGCCGGACUGACUUGUAUUCUUGAUGAUGAGACUGUGUCAUCAGUGGAAGAAGAGAGAAGCUCUUUGUGUAUUUCCCCAUGUUGAACUCCCCUUGCCUUUCAACUUCCCACUAGAAUGGAAGCUUUAUUAAAGUAGGGGUUUUGCUCAGGCACCUUGCCCCAUGGUCCAUAGCCUGCGUUACGCAUUUGCUGAACGGGAGAAUGGAGGGUUAUGAACGGGGGAGUAAACGACCCGCGCUGUUGUUGUUUUCACUCCUUUUCCUCUCUCGUAUUUCACUGCUGUCCUUCUGGAAGAUUAGCUCCUGAUGAGCAGAGGCUGGACCUUAGGUUUUUCGAGAAGGAUGCCGCUGUUUCGGUUAUUAUUCUAAUAUGCCACGUGUUUGCUCUUUUCCAGCUUAGGGUUGAUUUCCGACUCCUUUCACAUGUUUUUCGAUAGCACUGCCAUAUUGGCUGGGUUGGCAGCAUCUGUCAUUUCGAAAUGGAGAGAUAAUGAUGCUUUCUCUUAUGGGUACGUCAGAGCAGAAGUGCUGGCCGGUUUUGUCAAUGGGCUGUUUCUGAUCUUCACUGCCUUUUUUAUUUUCUCAGAAGGAGUUGAGAGAGCGUUGGCGCCUCCAGAUGUGCACCAUGAGAGGCUGCUGCUUGUGUCAGUCCUGGGGUUUGUGGUAAACCUAGUAGGAAUCUUUGUUUUCAAGCACGGCGGCCACGGACAUUCUCACGGCUCUGGCCAUGGACACAGCCAUUCCCUCUUUAACGGUGCUCUGGACCAGGCCCACGGCCACGGAGACCAUUGCCAUAGUCACGAACUGAAACAUGGCUCCACGCACAGCCACGACCACACUCACGGACAUGGACACUUCCACUCCCACGAUGGUCCCUCCUUAAAAGAAACGACAGGACCCAGCAGACAGAUUUUACAAGGUGUAUUUUUGCACAUCCUAGCAGAUACACUCGGGAGCAUCGGGGUGAUCGCGUCUGCCAUCCUGAUGCAGAAUUUCGGUCUGAUGAUCGCAGACCCUAUCUGCUCAAUCCUCAUAGCCAUGCUCAUCGUCGUAAGUGUCAUUCCUCUCUUACGAGAGUCCGUGGGCAUCCUGAUGCAGAGGACGCCGCCCGUGCUGGAGGGUGCCCUGCCGCAGUGCUACCAGAGGGUGCAGCACCUACAAGGAGUCUACAAUUUACAAGAACAGCACUUCUGGACCUUAUGUUCUGACGUGUAUGUUGGGACCUUGAAGUUAGUAGUAGCCCCUGAUGCUGACGCCAGGUGGAUUUUAAGCCAAACACAUAAUAUUUUUACUCAGGCUGGAGUGAGACAGCUUUAUGUACAGAUCGACUUCGCAGCCAUGUAAGGAACAAGAAGGAGCUGCUUCUCGGGGGGACCUUUUCCCGGUACUGUACAGUCCAAACAUUGCACCUAGCUUUCUGAGAGGGACCAUCACUACAACACCCAGCCAGGCGGACCAGUCGACCCGCGGCGUCCACGGGGGACCAGAGCUCAGAUCCUGCCCUGGACUUGGGGUCUGGCCCUGUGCUCUCCCCUCCACACCAGGGAUUUCUGAGGUUUCUGGUUUUGUCGCAGGGUGUUGCUUUUCGUUCCUUUGUUUCUCCUUUUUCUUUUUUCAUGUCAAAUGUCCUCAUGCCACCCUCCUCCCAGCCAGCAAGAAAUUCACAUUGUGGGCCUCCAGCCGCCUGGACCGUCUCCAUGGAAGCCGCUAGAAACUGCUGCUCUCAUUCCCACAAAACCAGUGUUCUUAAAAAAAGGAGACGGGAAUCGUUUUAUAUGUAAUGUCACACUAGUUGACAUUCUUUGGUGUAAUCACAUGUUUGUAAAAUUGUUUGUACCUUGCAAACUUAUGAACCAAACCAUAUUGGGUUUUCAAAGUGCCUUCGUCUCAGAAAAUGUAUUUGCCAGCAUAGAAAUUCACCAUCCAAGGCUGUGUGUGUUUUUCUAAACGGAUAUUCUGUAAUCUGCACAAAAUGAGACUUGUUAGUGUACAGAGACUGCCUCUCUGUGUACUAACAGCAGAGGUUAGAUACAUGGAAGUUCUCUUUUCAUUGCUUUAUCUCGUCAAAAAAUAAAAGGUGGUUUUUUUUCUUUUUAAAUCAAAUUCAACUAUCACAUUAAAUUAUUUUGUGGACUGUGUUUCUGAAACUUUGCAAAUGCUUCUGCUAGAGAGACAGUUGUUUUGGCUUACUCCAAACAUUUGCUAGAUUCCAAAUUUCUAUAACAGCUACUGUGUCUGUGACGAACUUCCUCAUAUCUGUCCUUGCUGUCUUCUGUGGAUUCUGUCAUUGAAGGGAGAAGGCAGUAUGGAGGGAAGACAGGUGAUGGUGACGACAUUACUUUGCUUCUCCAUCCUUCAGAUGCUGAGUCUCACACUUGCUCUUGUAGGCGUUGCACAAAUGCCUGGAGCAGCAGCAUUGCAUCUGAACUGUAGGCGGUACAGAGCAGACAUGGGAGACCUCUCCCUAACGUGGGCUUCACCAAGAAGCUCACUUCUAGGUUCCUGUGUGCUUAUUUGAAAAGUAAAGUCGCAGUUUGAGAUGACAGGGGCUUGUCCAGUCUAUUUAAACAUCCUGUUGUAGGAGGAAAUACGGAUCCGGGUGGCAGUUUCCCGCUGUACUUCAUCUUACUACAAUGCGUAUUCCCCUUUCACUUUAAAAUAUUGAAAUUGUCAGGGAAUAAGACCUUGCGGAUGGGAGUGGUUGUUUAGAAUGCAGGUCGAUAAUAAGCACUUUUUCACUGAUGAGGCAGAAAUCACUGUUGAUUUUGUCUAAGAUCUAGUUUCCCUGUUUCUGACCCACGGUUUAUGAACGACACUGUUAGGGAAAUUAGACUACUCUUCAUGCUUUUCUGAGCUCCUGCAGAUGGCCACCAACUGUGGAUUGUCUCCUUUCUUCAGACUAAGCAGUAUUUUCAAAACAAUCUCCUUACUGCCAGGCAAUGCCAGAACUGAGGAUUCCUGCAGCAGGCAGUGCUGAAAGAAACCAGCGUGGAGCUGUUAGGAGGGCAGGUACUCAAGGAAAUGCGCCGAUAUCAGCACUGCUUCCUCGUUGUGUCAGAAGAAUGUCACUUAGAGUCUGCGUCCACUGUCAGGCCUCCCGAAGCCUGGCUGUCCUCUGGGGGUGGGCACAUUAUGGGGAAUGACAUCCAGGUGAAGGCAGGAUUUAGGACCUGCGCCUUUAAAAACUGAUUGUGUGUAAUUGUAUUGACAUUUCACAUAUGGAGAGAAUAUUGUCCUGUACUGUAAAAUGUACCAGUGUUUUGAGGGUCCCACUCUGCCUUUUGCUGAGCCCUCCAUUCCACAUGGAGCUUUGUCCAAGUACACAGCAGUUUAUUUAACAACACUCAAUACCUGAGUGCUCGGGUGUGGGUUUCCUUUGAUGAGGCAUCGAAUGUAGAGUAGCAGUGAUGGGAAAGUAUGAUUUUGCACCUGCCACCUCCUGUCACUUGUCAGGUUGCCAUAAACGUUUAUGCUUUAAUGAAAUGUCUUUAAACCUGUGUGCGCAGCAGUAAAAAAGUUACUGAGAAAAGCACCUUCCUCCUCACUCUUUGGAGCUGCUUUGUCUUAUAAGUGUUGUUGGCCCAGAUGUAUUGCUAAAGUAGAUUGUUUCACUGAGAAAGACUACCUGAUAAUUGUUAUAAAAUAAAUUUAGAGUGUCCCUAUUUUUGGGCUAACCUUUGGGGGGAAAAUUCUCUGAGGAUCUGAGUAUAACUUUGCUAAUCUUUUGAAAACCAAAAUAGUCUCAGAGAACAAAUUUCCAUAGCUCAGGGACAGUUUACCUGGCCAGGUAAGCUUCCCCAAGCAGAAAUAUCUACACUUGUUUUGUGUCUUUUAGUCUAGAUCCUAUUGAUCGAGAGGAAGGGCUUCCCCAACGGUCCUGCUCCCUUGCCUUGCCGACUCCCUGUGAGUGUCUGUGGGACAGGUCGCGUUUAAAUGUAGUUGUGUUCCUCACGGUCAUCCCUUGCUGUCCUCUGCAGAGGCCUGAGGAAGGGUGGGCACAUGUCAUUGUCACUGUGAUCCCCUCGUGUCCAGGCGGCCUCAGAAUUGAUGCCAGUAACCAAAAUACUGUGACUUCUGUGCACUUUGUAAAGCGGCCAGUCAUUGACUCAAGAUGGCUUGGCCAGAGCCCACUGAUGUUUUUCCUACUAUAACCCAUAUAUUAGAUUAUUAAUAUGAGCAUUCUCUUGUGUAAUGCUGGGAUUUAAGAACAAAAAUCUUUCACUGCUUAAUGCAGAAUCUGACAUCCAAGGCGACUGUCCUUCUAAGCAGUCUGUCCUACCUCUCAUUUUCCAGAUGAGAAUGUCAAGCCCAGAAAAGGUGUCCUUCACCCAAGGUCACAGAGAUAAGCAGGGCAAAGCCAAGACCAGAAGCCAGGCCUUCGGACCCCAAGUCAAGAGCUCUCUCUACUUCCCUGCGUAGUAUCUGCCUUUCUGUAAACGAGAUGGAGCAGCCUUUGAAAUAAAGAAUGUCUGAUCUCCA
Messenger RNA from Miniopterus natalensis, 4547 nucleotides. The record is from RefSeq and is a predicted model, not a curated record. NCBI's taxonomy places the organism in Eukaryota, Metazoa, Chordata, Mammalia, Chiroptera, Miniopteridae.